This is a messenger RNA of Sclerotinia trifoliorum, 2651 nucleotides long. NCBI's taxonomy places the organism in Eukaryota, Fungi, Ascomycota, Leotiomycetes, Helotiales, Sclerotiniaceae. The record is from the annotation of a GenBank genome assembly.
ACUGUGAUUGUGAUAUAAAGCUAUAAGUCUACAAGUUUUACAACAAAUAACUUAUUUCAUUCUUGGAAAAGUGAUUUGGGAAUUCUAUGCUUCGUUUUGUGUAAUACCUAAGUAGGUAGGUAUCGACGAGACGACAACAACACAUUCGAUAUUUAGAGUUCGGUGUAACCUGACUCAUUCCAACUACACCCAACUCAAUACAAGAAUUGAUCUUUUCUACAACCUUCAUCCAUUCAUUCAUCUUUUUCCCAUCAAUCAUUUUUCAAAAGAAUCCAAAAUCAAAAUGGAAGUCCCCAAAGCCCCCGACAUAGAAUCGCCAAAAGUUACUCAAACCCUCUCCAGCACAUCCAUACACAACAACAAAUCCCUCCAAAUGGACGCGCAAACCGCAACAGAAAUCGAGCACACAAUGACCUUCCGCGACGGACUCCGCAACUAUCCCGCCGCAAUCGGAUGGUCAGCAUUUUUCUCCCUCGGCAUCAUCAUGACGGCAUUCGAUCCGCAGUUACUCGGUAGUUUAUACGCGACGCCGGCUUUUCAGAAGGAUUUCGGGUAUUUGUUCAAGGGGAAUUAUAUUAUUAGUGCGCCGUGGCAGACGGCGUUGGGUAUGGGAAAUCCAAUUGGUCAGGUCGUGGGAGCGUUGCUUAUUGGGUUUCCGAUGGAGUGGUAUGGACGGAGAUGGGUAGGUUUUAUUUUGCUUUGAUUUGGUGUUGGUGUUGAUGCUGGUAGAGUAGAGGCUAAUUUACUUAUUUGCGAAGACGUAUAUGGUAUGUGUGGUAGGCACGGCAGCAUUGAUAUUUGUGCAAUUUUUUGCGCGAUCAUUACCGGUUCUUCUCGUUGGUGAACUUAUCGGAGGAUUGAUACUGGGUACUUAUACGACUAUUGCGCCCACCUACGCAUCUGAAGUAUGCCCCAUUGCGCUUCGAGGACAUCUAACUUCUUAUAUUAAUCUUUGUUUUGUGAUGGGUCAACUCCUUGCAAAUGGAGUUAUUGCAGGAACAUCUCAACUCAAUAAUCACUGGGCUUAUAGCGCGCCAUUUGCAAUUCAGUGGCUUUGGCCUCUCAUCAUCUUAAUCGGUACCAUCUUUGCUCCUGAAUCACCAUGGUGGCUUGUUCGAAAGGAUAGACUUGAGGAAGCGGAAAAGUCGUUGAAUCGCCUCUCUUCGAAGAAAAUCAAUAAUAAAUUGGUCUUGGCUAUGAUGAUUGAGACUGAUAGGUUGGAGUUGGAGAUGGAGACGGGAACGACUUAUUGGGAUGUUUUUAAUAAGACCAAUAUACGAAGAACGGAAAUCGCGAUAGCAGUUUUUGUUACGCAGGUUUUUAGUGGGAUAUAUCUUGUGGGAUAUGCGGCUUACUUCUUUCAACGUGAGUUUUCCUUUUCGUGCCAAGUGUUGAUUUCUUCGUUUGCAUAGGUAUCUUCGUUUUCUUUGUGCACACACACCCAUCUACACCAUCGAAAUAUUCUCUUUUUCUUGGAACAGAUACCACCAUUUAAGCUUUUAUAUUCGAGUGCUAUUUGAAAACUGAAUGAUGGCCUAAUCACUCAUCACUCCAGUUGCCGGCCUUGCGGGAUCUAAAGCUUUCGAUAUGAGUGUUGGAUUCCUAGCCGUUGGAUUCGUAGGAACUCUCCUAUCAUGGAUUUUGAUAUCAAGAUAUGGCAGACGACGCAUCUACAACACUGGACUUGCUGUACUCACGACAAUUAUGUUCAUUAUCGGAAUCUUGGAUUGCGUACCAAAUUAUUCGAAGCGUCCCGCUGUCAUUUGGGCGCAAUCAACACUCAUGGUAUGUUGAAGAAUUUCCUCGCCGUUCUGUGAUGGACAUAACGUGGUGAUUGUCUCGUAUUGAUCGCUCUGCGUGAAUUUAGAUCGUUUGGAACGGUAUCUUCGACCUUACUAUCGGGCCAGUUUGCUAUACAAUUUUCUGCGAGGUAUCCGCUACCAAAGUUCGCGCCAAAACCAUUGCUGUGGCUACUGCAAUGCAAGCGCUUGUUGGAAUCGUUAUGACAGUCGCAAUUCCUUAUAUGAUCAAUCCGGAUCAAGCUAAUUGGAGAGGAAAGAUAGGAUUCUUCUAUGGUAAGCAAAAUUUUACAUUCAGUUAUUGAUUGCGGCAACGCAAUGUGCCAAUUGACAGGUGCAUUGGUGAAUCGAGUGACACCAAAUAUGUUUACUUGAUGGUAUUAACAUCGAAAGAGGAUAUUAUUGACUGAUAUUUGAAUAGGUGGUUGUUCGGUAGUAUGCUUUAUAUGGUGUUGGCUGAGAGUUCCAGAAACCAAAGGAAGGACGUAUGAAGAGUUGGAUUUGAUGUUCGCGAAAGGCGUAAAGACGAGAGACUUCAAAAAUUACAAAAUUGAGUAAUGUAUGUACAUAUCCGUUUCAGUCCUAUUCGUUGACCACAAUUGAGAUUGCUUUUACCUACAGAGAUUUCAUGAAGAAGAUAAUUCUUCCAUGUUCAUCUAUCAGGGAAUGAAUCUAUGAAUGAUCAUGACAUUUCAAACGUCAAUCCAAAAUCAAUCCAAUUCGUUGAAACACCUAAUCUAGAAAAUGCUAGAGGGGUACCGGUACUUACUUGCUAGUCCUACUUGGAAGAUCAAUGCGAACCUGCUAGCUCAUUGACACGACAAUGAAAUUGACAUGAUGCUUACUUAUUAU